Messenger RNA from Macrobrachium nipponense, 1304 nucleotides. Its product is annotated as circumsporozoite protein-like. The coding region runs from base 100 to 834 and encodes 244 amino acids. The record is from RefSeq and is a predicted model, not a curated record. The transcript has 10 exons. NCBI's taxonomy places the organism in Eukaryota, Metazoa, Arthropoda, Malacostraca, Decapoda, Palaemonidae.
AGGCUAUAAAGGCAAACAACAAGUCGACAGGUGCUCAGUCGAGCUUGUACCCUUGUAGACACCCAGUGAGACUCUGAAGAAUCCUACUCCUUCUCCAUCAUGGCUCAAAACCUACUUCAGCUCCUAACAGCACUGUUCCUCUGCUUCAACCUUGCCUCUGGCCAAUUGGGAGGCGACUUAGGUGGCAACCCGGGAGGCAACCCGGGAGGCAACCCGGGAGGCAACCUGGGAGGCAACCCGGGAGGCAACUUGGGAGGUAACCCGGGAGGCAACUUUGGAGGGUGCACAUACAAUGAUGAAUGGCACGCCAUUGGCACUAAUUUUGCGGCCCAACUUAGCACUGGUGGCCCACCGGAAGGCAAUGCAGUUCACUAUCUGUGCACUGGGACUGGACUGAUCAUGCUUGGAUGUGCCCUUCCCUCUACAUCUGGAAAUCCCGAGGAGAGUGCCGUUUCCUUCCCAAUUGGAAGUAAACGGUUCUUUGGUUGCGAUGAGUAUGAGUGUACAGAUGAACUCGGAUGGGUCUCAACAGGAGUGACGGCCGAGUCUUGCAUUACAAACCCCCCACUUGAAACGACAACAGCUGGUGAAAACGGUGAUUCUACAGUCGGUGGUGGAUCAACAACCUCUGAUAAUGAAGAUUCUACAGUCGGUGGUGGAUCAACAACCUCUGAUAAUGUAGAUUCUACAGUCGGUGGUGGAUCAACAACCUCUGAUAAUGAAGGCACUACAGAAGCCACUACAGAAGCCCCAGCUUCAACAACACCUGAUGAAGAUGAUUCUACAGUCGCUGACGUAACAACAGUCUCUGAUAAUGAAGGAACCACAGUAUAAGGAACUGAUUCUGUCCUUGUUCACUAUCAACUGGGCAGUGAAGAAAAUGAUGGUUUUUGCAAGAUGUUACUGAAAAUCCACUGAAUUGCUCUACACUUUCCACCUCGUUAUGGACUCCGUAUACUACAAAGAGCCUUUAAAUUGAUCUUCCUAUUAGCAAAUCCGCUCUUAUUCACACUUAGUCGGGAAAACGAAUGAACAUUCGUACUGCUGACUGCGCAAUAAGUUUUAUUACACAGACUAUUUAGAAAAAUAACUUAACAGAUUACUUUUCAUAUUGCAUACUACUAAGGUUUGAAAUGAACUUAGUUCUGUUCAUACAAGUACCAUGUUAUGAUAAAUAAUAUCUAAUUAGUAUAUCAAUAUUCGUAUAUAUAUAUGGAUAAAUUAAAAUGUCAAUAAUCAUACUGCUAUCAUACUAGAUAUUUGCCAUUAUAUUGUUAUUCUAUCCAAUAAAUUUGACUAACCAA